Ziziphus jujuba (common jujube) is the source of this 1383-nucleotide messenger RNA. Its product is annotated as ribose-phosphate pyrophosphokinase 4. The transcript has 6 exons. Gene Ontology annotation, cellular component: cytoplasm; ribose phosphate diphosphokinase complex. The coding region runs from base 180 to 959 and encodes 259 amino acids. Gene Ontology annotation, molecular function: ribose phosphate diphosphokinase activity; magnesium ion binding. The record is from RefSeq and is a predicted model, not a curated record. NCBI's taxonomy places the organism in Eukaryota, Viridiplantae, Streptophyta, Magnoliopsida, Rosales, Rhamnaceae. Gene Ontology annotation, biological process: purine nucleotide biosynthetic process; 5-phosphoribose 1-diphosphate biosynthetic process.
AAAAGAGCAUUUAUAUACAUGGUUGGUGUGGGGAAAUUGAAAUAGCCAAACAGGUCAUACACAAACCCUGAAAAUCACUGACACAGUUUCCCUACCUAAAUUCCUAAAGGGUGGAGCUGUCCGUAUCAGAAACUGUAUUUCUUGUUGGUUGGGUUUUUGAGUUUCAGUUUCAGGCUUCAAUGGACAAGUCUCAGAAUAAGAAGCACGUCGUCCUCUUCUACUGCGCAGAAUGUGAAGACCUUGCCCGCAAGGUUGCCUCUCAGUCUGACCUCAUUACCCUCCAGACAAUCAAAUGGAGAAAUUUCGAUGAUGGAUUUCCAAACAUUUUUAUAAACAAUGCACAAGACCUUAGAGGUCAACAUGUUGCAUUCUUGGCAUCCUUCAGCUCCCAAGGAGUCAUCUUUGAACAGCUUUCUGUAAUAUACGCACUUCCGCGGCUGUUUGUUGCCUCCUUCACUGUAGUAUUGCCUUUCUUUCCAACUGGUUCGUUUGAGCGAAUGGAAGAAGAAGGGGAUGUGGCCACUGCAUUUACCAUGGCAAGAAUGUUGUCAAACAUUCCCAUCUCAAGAGGUGGACCAACUAGCUUAGUCAUUUAUGAUAUACAUGCCUUGCAGGAAAGGUUUUACUUUGGAGACCAUGUUCUUCCUUUGUUUGAGACUGGUAUUCCUUUGUUAAAGCAACGUCUACACCAGCUUCCUGACUCUGACAAGAUAGUCGUUGCAUUUCCUGAUGAUGGUGCUUGGAAGCGAUUUCACAAGCAGUUGGAUCAUUUUCCCGCGGUGGUAUGCAAUAAGGUUCGUGAAGGCAAUAAAAGAAUAGUCCGGCUGAAGGAGGGAAAUCCUGCUGGCUGCCAUGUAGUCAUUGUUGACGAUUUGGUCCAAUCAGGAGGCACCCUGAUUGAAUGCCAGCAUGGAUACAUCUCAGAUAUGCAGUGCAAAGUACAUAAAUGUGAAAGCUGAUCUGUGUUGAGCUGGCUUGACAUGCAUGGUUGGGUCUCCUUUUUUAAUAGCUUAAGCUUUUGGGUUAUACUAACUGAACAUGGUAUUAGAAUAUUGGUUUUCUAUUAUUUUAGAUCGGGCAUGAAGAUAAAAAGGAGGCCAGACCAUAUAGCUAGCUCUAUAUUGGUGGCGAUCACCCAUUCUUCCACUUCCAAAAUAUAUAUCAAAAUAACUAAAAAUUGUCACAAGUUGGUGCUUCUAGGAUUUGAGCAUUCUCAAGGUGAUAAAACUGUAAAUGGCUUCCAACUGUACAUGAUCAUGAUGGGCAUCAAUCAAUCCAAUGCAUUUAUUUGGUUGAACUUGAAUCACAUAACUCUGCAUCUUCAAUAAUUAAGCAGAAAUGAGACCAAAAACAUUCAAAAACCUAUUCUUCUAGGAAACUAAA